This is a messenger RNA of Spathaspora passalidarum NRRL Y-27907, 738 nucleotides long. RefSeq lists its product as uncharacterized. The transcript has a single exon. The annotation marks the transcript as partial. The record is from RefSeq and is a predicted model, not a curated record. Lineage: Eukaryota; Fungi; Ascomycota; Pichiomycetes; Serinales; Debaryomycetaceae.
AAGAUCAAGUAAUCCAUUGCAUAAUCAUGUCAGCACAAGAUCCUAAUUUACCAGAUGCUACAUUCAAGCUUAAAGCUCCACUUGCUAAUUUCAGUACGGGAGCUGGGUACCCAGCAUUUAAACCAUUAGAUACUAAAGGAGAUACCUGGAAGGUGUUUAGAACUGGGUUUUACACCGUUACCGGUGCAUAUGUUAUCAUGUAUAUGUGGAGAAGAUCAACAUUCAAUAUUGUACGUCCCUUGGCUGUGGUUACCAGUUUGUCUAUCAUUACUGGUGUUCAUCAUUCUCUUGCUAAUAUUAGAGAGAAAAACGAUUCAUGGAACUCAUUCUGGGGUGGGGUUGCAUCUUCUAUUACUCUUUACCAAGUUUUCGAAAGGGGAUUACCAUUCAGAAAGCAACUUUUUGGUACUUUGGCUGCUGCUUCUGCUAUUGGUAUUUUAGAUAGAGCCUUGGCUUCACAACGGACUAGUUCAGCCGGUCAAGACUUCUCAUACAAGACCAAAAAAGAAACUGAAGCUGAACCAGUUAAACAUAAGCAAGGAUUCUGGGAAGUUUGGCAAAGAAGACCUUUGAGUGAUACUGUUGAGCAAUUGGGUGUUGGUCGUGGUAUUUUCAAGCCAUAGGAUCUUGGGUCAAGUAUUUAAUUAAACUCAUUUUGUACAUUACAUACAUCUUAUAUAUUGACGAAUGUGAUUUAUUUUUUCAUAAUUAAUGUUACACAAGAUAUUUACAAGUUUC